CGAAAAAAAACUUAUGUAAUUGCAUGCGACAGCAUGCCUCCUAAUCUUGACAAAGUUUGAGAUUUUAUUGCAACGUCAGCAAAAUUUUCAUUGUCUUUUGGGAACAGGAUCCCUAUGGCAACCGUGAUUUUAGUGAUCAUCGCAUUUUGAUUUAUAAUUUUUCUUGUGUCAUACACUUCGCUGCGAAAUGUAAGUGGUUGACUCUAUGGGUUGAAUGUGAGUGACUCACACACUUUGUGCGACUCCUGAGGUAUGACAUUUUAAAGCAAUGAGUCGUACAUCACUGAUUAAGGAGGCAGUGAAGCCUAUCUAUUUCCGCAUUGCACGGCAAGAAGUGACUCAGUGUAUGGCGUUCUAUUGCAUCUCGCUUUUUGGCUGGUUAUUUCGUGCGUUUUUUGGUGUAAGGAUUGACAGACUGAUAGGAAAAGGCAGUCUUUUAAGAGGGUUGGAAGUAAAGGGAUGCCGCCAGUAUUUCUACGGAUAUAAGUGUUUUGAUUGGCGUGACGAUCCAUUCGAUUCAAGAAAAGAACUGGAAGGAAACGUGUCUUUGAAACCAGUAACGGGAAACUGGCAUAUCAUAUUGGUAAAGUGAGCACUAAAUAGCAUAUUGCAAAACAUAGGACACCCUACGGUGGAGUCUGUGCACAGGAUAGACACAAAGUAAAGUCUCCGUAAGCUAACUCUACCAAACAGACGCUUCAACGCAACUUGUCGCCAAAAUAACACACCUAGAGGAUAGUUCAUUAGUCCAAAUGGAAAACAACCCUGAAAUGGCAACGCACGACAGCAGCCUGCGCUUCAGGAAGGCUACAGCAUCUGAUUUGGAGGGAAUUGCAUCUAUAUCUGUAGGAAUUAAUGAGAAAUCAGAUUCUCUUGUGUAUCUCUUUCCAAAAUGGCUAAACGAUGAGAGACGGUACCUCUUUAUCGCAGAAACCGCAUGUGGACAGCUGGUUGGGUUUACGUCAAUUAAUAUCACUGACAAUGGAAGAAGUGCUAUCAUUAGAUUCUCUAGGGUUGACAUCGCAUAUCGAGGAAGAGGAGUGUACAGAAGUUUGCUUGAUUUUACAUUGAGAGCAAUCAGAGAGUUGCUUCCAAAUCUCAACAAUAUCUUGCGAUACAGGCCUAAGAUAGUAGAUAAUUAUGACUGUUUGGCCAAGGUUACCAAAUUGACAUUGGUGUGUAAUUUGAAUACAAGAAAACAUUUAGUCAGCAAAAUACAAGAAGGAACACAAUUCACAACAUGGCAAGAGUUUCAGGAUCUGUACAGCCAAAGCCAAUUGAUAAGAAACAUGUUUCCUUCUGACUACCUUCGAGUAAACGCUGAGUUGUUCAACCUCAGCAUAAGCAUGAACUGGGAGUAUCUGAAAACCAGGGAUGAUCUUUUACUUUUAUUGACAAGAAGGCAAAGUGACACUGGGUACAAAUUAGCAGCAUUCUCGGUGUGGGACACUGCCAUUAGAACUACAAAUCAAGGAGAAAAAUACUUUGGUGUGGAUAUCUAUGGGUCUGACCCAGAAGCGAUCUUGGGCCAUGUUCUUCGAGGGAUGCAGGUGGUUUUUGACAAAAUUGGUGGAACUUUCAAUGUUGGUUUCUGGGUGGCAGAAGAGAAUGUCAACUACUGUCUUGAAUUGUUCCAAAAGUUUCAAUUUUGUGAAAUUGUACAAAAGGUUCCUUUACUUUUUUUGAAAAGGGACCUGGUGUUGCAAGCAAAUGUCUGAAUCGGCGAAACUCUGUCCGUUUUAUUCACUAAUGAAUAUGGGUAAUCACUAAUGAAUAAGGGUAAUCACAAUGGGGUGAGAGGAUACUAAUAACAUAUUGUUGGUUUUACAUUUAGGGGACAGUUUGCAUUUUGUCAUUUUCUUACGUUUUUUUGUUUAUUCUGAAUUGCUUGAUUUAUAAUCUUGCAAAAUUUUGAUAACCUACAAUUACAUGACAAAGGAAACCAAAACCUAAAUACCGUAAAUCCCGAAAUUGACCCCCUCCAUUCAUAUAAGCCGAAAACUUGAGUAACCCCCAACCUUGGAGUAAAAAUUGAGUCCCCACUCUUGAUAAGGUCCCCAUUCCUAGCAAGCCAAAUCUUAACUUUUUAUAAGCCCCAUGGCGGCUCAUUCAAGAUAGGACAGAAAAUACACCAUUUUAGUCCAUGAAUAAAAAAUACUUCAUUAUGAAAGACAUUUAAUAGUUUUGUACCAAAGAUGUUUUUGAGGCUCGAUUUAUUUCUUAGAUUUAUUUAUUAUUUUAGAAAGUUUUUUAUUAAAAUUGCAAAUGAGAUGAACUUGAAAAUUGUGAAAAAGCUACAAAACGAGUUACUGAUGUGGCAACUUGGGAAUGAUUUUUACAGUCCCCCUCGUGUAACCUCCCUCCCCCUCGAAGAAAGCCCAGAUCAAGAUUUUCCUAAAAAAACACGGUACAAAUAUAUGUGCAUUCAAUCUAGAUUCAAUCAACAAUUAAAUUAGAAAAAAAUUGGGAAAUCAAAUUCUGGCUCAAUAUGGGAGUUUUUGUGUAAUUUUAUGUAUCUCUUUAUGUUAAAAACAUAGUACGUAGUUUUCUUUUAAAGAUGAUAGAAUGGAACUUUACCCCCGAGUGUCACAUGUAAGGCGUGACAUGCCACGAAAAUAUAAGGGCAUAAUUUGUUAUAGUCGUUGGGAUAUAUGCGAGUGCACCAGUAGGAAAAUGGUCCUGGUGUCCUCUCCAUUGCAUUGUUUCAUUAUUCUUAAUCAUUUUCUGUUUGAUAAUUAAAUAAAGACUUGAUAAUUGAUAAUUAAAUAAUUAAAAAAAUAAGUUUGAUAAUUGAAAAAAUCAACAUCUCUGUCGAACCCAACUGAAGUUCACAACAAAAGACUUUGCCCGAGCGUGUCACCCGUUUAUAUUUUUCUCGUCUUUCUCGGUAUGUUUUCCCAAAUCCUGUUCUCCUAUCAUUUAAAAGAAUUUAAAGGAGUUGUUGUUUUGAUUUUUUGGGAAGAGAACUCUAGGUUGUUGUUCCUAUGUAGGCUACACGGUUUUGACCAUGCUUGGUAUUAAGUUCUUGUGAACUUAUAUUUAGGUAUGAAUUGCGUAGAAUUCCAUUGUUCAUCUACGAAUCUAUUGCAAAAAUGCACUAUCAAUAAGCAAGCGUUUAUUUUUUCAAAGUUUUAUAAAUGAAGCUUGCAGUCUUGUGAUGAAUCAUUUACUUAAUACUGAAUUUACAAGAUUUACGUUGCUCUAUCUUGUAGGUUUUCGAAGAAUAUAAAUGAAAUUUCCCAAAGCUAGCCCAUAUGAAGCAGUAGUGCUGGAUGUGGUUUAAAGGGACCUAUAUAAAAAUAUUUUAUGAUACUGUCCGAUAGGAGCUUCUUGGCAUAUUUAACUUUGGUCACUGUAUAAACAUUCUUUCUCCAUUUUGAUUGUUUAUCUAUUAUUUCUCCAAAGUGCAAUUUUAUUUCUGUAAAAUUGGUUUAUUGGAAAUUUAAAAAUCCACCUGGACACUUUGUACAGCGUUGUAUCCAACACCCUCUUAAAACCUCUUAUUCACGCAGAAAAACAUGUAUAUUACGCCAAAGACCUUUGGCGUACAACAACGCAAUUUUGAGCAUAGUUAUGAAACCCCCUUAAAAAAUUCAAUCUCAAAAACAAGGAGUUCUUUUCCAUCUAGGGCUGCUUUGUCGGGAAAUUUUCAAACCUGUCGGCAAAUAAAGGAUGGCUCAUCCAGCCUAAAAGUUUUGGAAAAAUUAAGAACAACCAGCCUAAAUUUAAACUUACUGGUUCUCAUAAAAAGAGUGUAUUAGUUGCUCUAUUUUGAUAAGUUGUCGGAGGAAAUUGGUUGUCUUUUUUCGCGCGCUGACGCCUGAAACAUGAGUACGAAAUCAGCUUCAGAAACGAAGAAGGGCUUUAAAAUGGCUUGGCCUAAAUUGACAUUACCUGUUUUGGUUAUCUACUCUAAACUUUAGGGCACUGGGCUCGAAAACUGCAAUGUUUUUUCUCCAUGUGCUAGACAAUAUGGGGGCCAACAUGUGAAUUUGGGGAAACACCCAUUUCGUAAAUCUGUUUGAAAAAGCCAUGGCAUUUCUACGUGGCAAUUUCCCUUUAUUCUACGUCAUAGGUGGCUGACCAUAUUCUAGAACUGUCUAUUUCCUUCACAAUUCCACUAACGUUCAUAUCCUGAAUUUUGUAAGGCGAGGAAUCUCUACGCGUAAGAAGUGUUUUUCCAAAGUUGUAAUCAAAUAUCUAAAAUCCAGUCCACCAAAGUCCACCACAAGCAUGUCAGAAUCCAAUUUUUUAAAGAUUGGACUGCUUAAGCAUUUUAGUUUCUAUUUUAUCAGGAAUACCUCAAGAACGCGAAAGACUUUUCUAUACAAACCCCAAAACGAGAGGAAAUUACUGAACAUUGAGGCAGAAAAUUUUUGCGACGAUGCCUUUGAGAUUAGCUUAAAAUACAUUUAAAAAUAUCCUCCCCCCCCCCCCUUCGCUACUGAUAAGAAGAUAAAUACUGAUAAAAAGUGAAUAAAGUAAAAUCUUGACGUUACUUUGUUACUACUGACUACCAACAAAUGAUUUUUACCGAAUGAAACAAAAUUUACCGACAGACACAGAACUGUUAGUGGGGGGGGGGGUUCACACCCCCUACACCCGCCCGCUAAAUUCGUUCCUGAACAGGGAUUGCUUUUGUCACUAUUUUGUCAUC
Molecule: messenger RNA, 4657 nt
Organism: Rhopilema esculentum
Lineage: Eukaryota; Metazoa; Cnidaria; Scyphozoa; Rhizostomeae; Rhizostomatidae
Product: histidine N-acetyltransferase
Molecular function (GO): acyltransferase activity, transferring groups other than amino-acyl groups
Source: RefSeq, a predicted model, not a curated record